This is a messenger RNA of Xyrauchen texanus (razorback sucker), 3254 nucleotides long. RefSeq lists its product as uncharacterized. Gene Ontology annotation, biological process: regulation of apoptotic process; defense response to virus. The coding region runs from base 84 to 3251 and encodes 1055 amino acids. Lineage: Eukaryota; Metazoa; Chordata; Actinopteri; Cypriniformes; Catostomidae. The record is from RefSeq and is a predicted model, not a curated record. Gene Ontology annotation, molecular function: protein binding. Gene Ontology annotation, cellular component: cytosol. The transcript has 11 exons.
GACGUCAGUGGCACAGGUACAGACCUGUCCUAGCCACGUCUGACACCCGACACUUUCAGCUCCGCGAGUAUUUUCAUUGAUUUAUGAUACAUGAUGAGGAUGAGCACAAAAUGAGUUUUGACAGCGAUUUAAAAACCAAACUGCUUCAGCAGGAGUGCCACUUUACUUGGUCUCUAAGAGAAGAAGACUUUAAUCUCUUCGAUUUACUGAAUCGCCUCAGGGAACAGAUUCAGUUGGAAUCCGGCCAGGCGAGAGUAACACGAGCUUACAGCACAUUAGGAUAUAUUCAUUACCUCCAUGGCAACCUACAGGAAGCACUCACAAAUUUGCAGAAAUCUGUGCAGCUUGCACAAGAAUAUUACAAAGAGAGUGAAUUAGUUCUUAUUGUCACCUAUGGGGACCUUGCUUGGUUGCACUAUCAUAUGAAUGAAUUCUCUUCAUGUGCAGACUACUUGAGACAGUUAGAAAGUAUCCAUGAAAAACUUUCUGAUGAAUUCACCUCUAACCUCCCUCUAGAGGUGCUCAGAGAAAAAGGGUGGGCUUUUCUUAAAGUCUCUCACAAAUAUUACAAUGCUGCAAAAGAAUGCUUCAGACAGGCCCUUGAAUUGAUCCCAGAUGACAAUGAUUUAAAUACAGGCUAUGCAAUUGCACUGUACAGGACUACAACUGAAACCACUGACUCGCAUGACUCACCAACAAUACAACAACUCCAAAAAGCAAUAAAGCUCAAUACAGAUGAUGCUGUUCUACCAGUUUUGCUGGCCCUGAGAAAAGUCCGUAAAAAAAAUUAUACAAAAGGUGAUAUGACAGCAUCACAUACUGAACAGGACAUACAGAUUGUGAUUUGUGCUCUUUUGAAGGCUCCUGAACACCCACAUGUCAUAAGAUAUGCAGCAAAAUACUUUCGUGAUUUGAAAUUGGUGGAUAUGGCCAUAAAUCUACUGGAAAAAGCACUGCAGUGUUCCCCAGGCUCAGCCUUCAUACACCAUCAAUUAGCUCUGUGUUACAAAAAGAAGUCUGAUGUAAGUCAGCAAUGCUUGAAAAUGUGCAUUUUUCAUCUAGAAAGAGCAUAUUCUCUAAGGCCCUCAUUCAUUUUCAGUAUGGCAGAUCUGGCACUACAUUAUGGAAAGGAUGGUAGGAUCUCAGAAGCUGAGAGGCUUUUCAAACAAGCAUUUAAAGAGGCAAAUUACAGAAAGGAGCAUCUGCAGUUUGUUUAUUGUUCAUAUGGCAAUUACCAGCGCUACACCAAAAGAUCUGAACAACUAGCCAUACAGAACUUCAUGCAAGGUCUGAGGCUGCAGCCUGAAUCAGCAGAAGGCAAGAUGUGUGCGAGGAGCCUGGAAAAGGUUGCUGAAUAUCGUAUUAAAAGGCUGAAAGAUCCUAAUGACAGUACGGCUUGUUGCAUAAAAGGAUUCAUUCAUGAAGUAAGGGGUGAAACACUCAAAGCUGCAGAGUUCUAUGAGAGAGCCUUAACGAAUGGUCUUCCUGUCGGUGAAAGCAUUCUUCUCACAGAGGUCAGGAUUUGGCUCAUGGGCUUCAAAAAAUCAGGAAAAUCUGACGGUGAUCUGCUCUUUAAAGAAGCGUCAAGGAUUUGUGAUGAAGGACAGUUUGACGAUGACAGGCUUAAGACCGUCAAAGGGAAAUUGCUAGAGAAAAAUGCGCACUUGGUAGAGAUUGACAUUGUCAAUGCCAAGAGGAUUCUUAAAUGGGAAAGACGUGCUCUCACUCCUGGACCUCAUGCAGUUCUACUCGUCUUUCAUGUAGAUCGUGGGGAAUUCACAGACAAGACCAAAAAGUUUCUUGAAGAUUUAGAGUUUCUUGGAGAGAAAUUUUGGAAUCAUGUCAUUGUGGUAUUUAGAGAAGGAGACUGUGGAAUAAAUGAAUAUACUGGAGCUCAGAGAGAAGUACUGGAGUGGAUUCGUGAAAAAUGUGGAUACAAAUACUACAUCUCUGGAAUUUCACCAGAAAUUACAGAGCGGAUUGAGCUGUCAGAGAGGAUAGUAAGGAUGAUCAGGAGAAAUAAUUCAAUGCAUCUGCUUUUACCAGAGAUUUCAGAUGGAGCUUCUCAAUCCCCUUCAGAGGACUUAAGAGGGACAGACAAAAAAGAAGAUUAUUUGUUCACUCCUGAGGUCAUUGUUCAGGAUGGACAAACUAAUUACAGGCUACAAUGCAAUCAUACAGGCUGGGUCCAUUGUGAGUUUACACAGCUUGGUUUUAACAUGAAGGGAGAAGGGGAAGUACUGUACAGCACUGUUAUUCAGGAGAGCAACUGUCCAGCCCUCGCCAACUGUUACCCAGCAGGACCUCUGUAUGACAUCAGAUGUGUUCAGGGUGAGCUCUCUCACCUCAAACUGCCACACUGUGAGACCUCCAUUGAGGAUGCCCACCACUGCCUGUCAGUUAUACAUUACUCAGGCCGUAUUGUUGAGGUUCUGAACCCUCAGAAUAUCUCAAGGACACAUGUGACAGUGAGCAUCCCGGGAACAUCACGAUUUAGACUUUCCAAGAUAAUAAACUGGUUUAAGGAAAAGAUAAUUGGACAAGUGAUUCUGAUGUACAUUCAAGCAACACACACAUUGCAUGUGUUCCUUCUACCACUCAAUGUGGACCCCAGAAAAGUGGCUGAGUGUGAUGAAAAUUAUACAUGGGUCCGAACAACCUGUGAUUGCACACUUGAAUAUAACAGUACAUACAGCAUGUUCUGUGAUCUUGUAGAGGAACAUGGACUUUCAGAGAAGCCAAUAAUAAAGAUACAACCAAAGAGCAAACAAUUUCAAUGCACUUUUAAGAACAGACAUCAAUACAAUCCAACAUUUGAAAUAUUCCUGCCAGAUAAUGUGAUGAAUGUGAAAUUAAAUCUCAUAAAGGAGAAAUCAAAUACAGAAAAGGACAAAGAUGUGUGGGACUGUGAAAUACGCCUUGAAAAUGUCAAAAAAUUGGUCAGUGAGCAAAAUGUAAAAACCAAAUUGGACAAUGAGCAAUGUGAAUCCUUUCUGAAAAACAACAGAAGUGACAUCGUUCAAAAGGUUGUAAAUGUGAAAUCUAUUUUAGAUGGCAUUGCUGUUACUGACUUUAUUCACCAAGAAAAGCUGAAUGAAAUCAAUGCACAGAAAUUAAAUCAGGAUAAAAUUAGGGCCAUAUAUGAUUUGAUGGUAGUACCUGGAUUCGCUAAACAUUUUUUCAGUUUGCUUCAGGAAAAUGAACCACGACUUGUGGCAAGUCUGAUGCACAAUAAAUCAGCGGACAAGUGAGAG